This is a messenger RNA of Ostrea edulis (European flat oyster), 1746 nucleotides long. RefSeq lists its product as uncharacterized. The transcript is spliced from 9 exons. NCBI's taxonomy places the organism in Eukaryota, Metazoa, Mollusca, Bivalvia, Ostreida, Ostreidae. The coding region runs from base 877 to 1638 and encodes 253 amino acids. The record is from RefSeq and is a predicted model, not a curated record.
AUAUUCAUACAUCAGGCAAUCUUGAAAACAACUGAAUCAUAAGGAAAGUAGUGCAAAGUAAGUGCUUUAUUUUGUUUACGUCUAUCAUACCCACAGUCGAUAUAACUCCGCAUCUAGUCAGUAAGAUAGAAAAUAUUUUCUAGCAUACCAAUUUGUCUUCACAGUUUGCAUUAUUUCCCGCUAAUAUACAAUUAACUGUGAAACAAUGGACAGGCUUUGUGUAAUGAAACACAAUCUGGUUCGCAUUUUUAAGUAUGAUCGCGUCCGUAUUACUACCUGCAAGCCCCUCCCAUUCAACAACAGAAAAGCAGAGAACCAGUUUACAUUCAAAAGAUCAUCGUAAUGUCCGGAAAGUACCCCAAAAAGGCUGAGAAAAUAUACAUAUACUUUUGAUUAAAAAGAAAACAAAACUAUUACAUGAUAUUCUUAACCAUGCUGAUUGUUCGUAUUGUUUUUUUCUUUCUUACAUAUACGCACAUUCACAUGGUCCAUUGACAAUUUAAGCUUCCUUGUAAAUGGAAAACAAAACCCACACAGGCUUUCCAACCACCAAAGGAUGUGGAGCAAAUUAGUUUUUCCCCAUGGAAUUCUGAAGGUUUUUUUAUGGGAAAAAUGUACAGAAUCAACAGGACCACCUUGGACCGCUUACAGAAGGUAACAGAACACCGAAACCAGGCUUGUGUCGAGGACAACGACGCGGGAUCAUAUUUCCCCAGUCUUAGCUCAGCUGCAUUGACUUUCAGUGCAGUAUCGUCCACAAUAAAAAAAUCUUGAUUCCUGAAAGGUAACAAAGAGUUAUGAGACGAGUAGAAUGCUGUGACGUGUAAACCGUACAUGUAUUCGUGCAUUUGCUAAUCAAGAUACGGGCCUGCUCAGAUGAGGGAACCAAACGGAAACAUACCAUCGGAUUUCGGACCAAAUGUUUAUUUCAAUAAAUUCAUUUUACUGCUUCUGAUAUUUUCAACUAUAACAAAUGGAUGCAUCUCAAGUGAAAGAGAAAGGCUAAAGAGAGGAGUAAGCAGAAUAUCAUGCAAGGCUUCGCUAACAACAAUAAUGAUUAGUGCAGGAUGUCCAAGUGAUUCAUCCACAUUGGGAGAGAGGAAACGGGCAUUAAGCUGUCAAACUGUUCACCAGAAUUGUACUGAACCCGCCAACUUUCGGUACCACUGCGUACUGAAUGAAUAUGCCAACCAAUCUAUUGAAGUUUGUGCAGUUGCUACCAGCAUCAUAGGCAAUGUGUGCGCAGAGUUUAAUAAAGGAGGAGAGUUUGUGCAAGAACAUUACACUACACCAGUGAAUUGUUCAAGAUGUCCGUUCAUGUAUGCCUCAUCUGAUGCUCAUCAAUAUCAAGAAUGCUAUACAAACGUGAAGAACGAUUCCUCCACGUCAUCAUCAUCCAAGGAGUCAGUUAUAGAAAUAACUCAAUCGACACCUUUUACAUCCAUCAUUUCACCUUUGCCGGAUCUAGAUAAAACAGGAACAUUUUGGAAGAUUCUAAUAGUCAUUUCUGUAGCCAUAAUGAUAAUGAUAAUCAGUGCCAUGGUAUUUUUCUUUAUUCGAAUUAAAAAACGACACAGAAAUGACCACCAAGAACACCAGCCAUCGGAAGCAUUUGCAUUGUGUAACAAAAAUGAAUGAUAAACUAGCACAACUACAUCAGAAACAAUAUCUCUUUGGCGUUGUAUAUAUAUAUAUAUAUAUAUGUCCAAAUUGUGUUUUUAAAAAAAAUCACAGUGUCCGGUAUAA